This is a messenger RNA of Hyphopichia burtonii NRRL Y-1933, 669 nucleotides long. Its product is annotated as CDP-diacylglycerol--inositol 3-phosphatidyltransferase. Gene Ontology annotation, cellular component: membrane; Golgi apparatus. Gene Ontology annotation, biological process: phosphatidylinositol biosynthetic process. The record is from RefSeq and is a predicted model, not a curated record. Lineage: Eukaryota; Fungi; Ascomycota; Pichiomycetes; Serinales; Debaryomycetaceae. The transcript has a single exon. Gene Ontology annotation, molecular function: CDP-diacylglycerol-inositol 3-phosphatidyltransferase activity. Bases 1 to 669 code for a protein of 222 amino acids.
AUGUCUGUUACCGCAAAAGACUCUAGCAAAGAGUCUCGUACUGUUAGUACCCAAGAAGUUAUGUUUUAUAUUCCUAAUCUAAUCGGAUACCUUCGUGUUGCAACUGCCAUUAUAUCAUUUGUUCUAAUGCCAAAACAUCCAAUAUGGACCUUGAUUUUUUACGGAAUUUCUGGUUUCUUGGAUGCUUUUGAUGGUUAUGCUGCAAGAAAAUUUAAUCAAGGUACAAGAUAUGGUGCAGUUCUUGAUAUGGUAACCGAUAGAUGUGCAACCACUUCUUUAACUUGUUAUUUAUGUGUCAUCUAUCCAUCUUACUGUUUCCUUUUCCAAUUCUUAGUGUCUUUGGAUUUGGCUUCUCAUUAUAUGCAUAUGUAUGCUAUGAUGUCAAGUGGUUCCUCAUCUCAUAAAAAUGUCGAUAAAAAACAAUCUAAAUUAUUGGCUUUAUAUUAUAACGAUAGAACAGUUCUCUUCAUCGUUUGUCUCGUUAAUGAGUUAUUCUAUGUCGCCAUUUACUUACAUUAUUUUGACUUCUUUUGGAUUGGUACCGUUAUUGCCUGGUUAAGUGCUCCAAUUUGGUUUUUCAAACAAGUUGCUAACAUUGUUCAAUUAAAAGGUGCUGCUCUCAUUUUAGCUAAUAUCGAUGCUAGUGAAAGGUCAAAUAAAUCUGAAUAA